This is a messenger RNA of Oreochromis niloticus (Nile tilapia), 6765 nucleotides long. RefSeq names its product karyopherin alpha 6 (importin alpha 7) (gene kpna6). The coding region runs from base 153 to 1769 and encodes 538 amino acids. Gene Ontology annotation, biological process: protein import into nucleus. The record is from RefSeq and is a predicted model, not a curated record. NCBI's taxonomy places the organism in Eukaryota, Metazoa, Chordata, Actinopteri, Cichliformes, Cichlidae. The transcript has 14 exons. Gene Ontology annotation, molecular function: protein binding; nuclear import signal receptor activity. Gene Ontology annotation, cellular component: cytoplasm.
UAGUGGCAGGAAGUCGACGUUAUAUUUUGACGUUUCCGUCUCCGGCAGACAUAUUGCUUACCGGAGCAAAUUCUGGAAAGCUAGAAGUGGGAAAGGAUUUAAAAUUGAAUCACGUCUUCACAACUUAGCACAAUAAACCCGCAUAGGACACAAUGGAGCCGUCAGCCAGUCCGGCCAAGGAUAACUACAGGAUGAACCGAUACAAGAACAAAGCACUGAAUGCAGAUGAGAUGAGGCGCAGGAGAGAGGAGGAGGGCAUCCAGCUCAGGAAACAGAAACGAGAACAGCAGCUUUUCAAACGGAGGAAUGUGGACAUUCUCAAUGAAGAAGAAGUCAUGUUAGAGAGCCCACUGGUGGACUCUUACCUCAGCUCUCCAGUAACUGAAGGAGUUAUUACCAGGGACAUGGUAGAGAUGCUUUUCUCAGAGGACCCAGAGCUUCAGCUUGCUACAACACAGAAGUUCAGAAAAUUACUUUCCAAAGAGCCUAACCCACCAAUUGAUGAAGUUAUAAACACACCUGGAGUAGUGGAGAGGUUUGUGGAGUUCCUGAAGAAGAGCAGCGACUGCACACUACAGUUUGAAGCCGCCUGGGCGCUUACCAACAUUGCGUCGGGAACAUCCUUGCAGACAAAGACGGUGAUUGAGGCCGGAGCAGUGCCGAUCUUCAUAGAACUGCUGAACUCUGAUUUUGAGGAUGUUCAAGAACAAGCUGUGUGGGCCCUCGGUAAUAUUGCAGGGGACAGUGCAGUGUGCAGGGACUAUGUGCUGAACUGCAACAUCCUUCCACCACUAUUAAUGCUUCUGACAAAGUCCACUAGACUGACUAUGACUAGGAAUGCAGUAUGGGCUCUGUCUAAUCUGUGCAGAGGAAAAAACCCACCACCUGCUUUUGACAAGGUGUCACCCUGCCUGCCAGUGUUGUCCAGGCUAUUAUUUAGCAGUGACCCAGACUUGCUGGCAGAUGCCUGCUGGGCUCUGUCCUACCUCUCAGACGGCCCCAACGAUAAGAUCCAAGCCGUCAUUGAUUCUGGUGUCUGCAGGCGUCUUGUAGAACUACUCAUGCACACUGACUAUAAAGUGGCUUCACCUGCCUUGAGAGCUGUAGGAAACAUUGUCACAGGAGAUGAUAUCCAAACACAGGUGGUGUUGAACUGCUCAGCCCUGCCCUGUCUGCUUCACCUCCUCAGCAGUGCUAAAGAGUCCAUUCGCAAAGAGGCAUGCUGGACCAUCUCAAACAUCACAGCAGGAAACCGAGCACAAAUACAGACGGUAAUCGAUGCAAACAUCUUUCCAGUACUGAUUGACAUUCUGCAGAAAGCUGAAUUCAGAACCAGGAAAGAGGCAGCCUGGGCCAUCACCAAUGCCACGUCUGGAGGAACACCAGAGCAGAUCAGAUAUCUGGUGAACCUGGGCUGUAUUAAGCCCCUGUGUGACCUGCUCACUGUGAUGGACUCAAAGAUUGUUCAGGUUGCUCUCAACGGACUAGAAAACAUCCUGAGACUGGGCGAGCAGGAAGCCAAACAGGAGAACAACGGCACCGGAGUUAAUCCUUACUGCAGCCUCAUUGAAGAAGCCUAUGGUCUUGACAAAAUAGAGUUCCUCCAGAGUCACGACAACCAGGAGAUUUACCAGAAGGCCUUUGACCUAAUUGAGCACUACUUUGGUGUGGAGGACGAGGACAGCAGUCUUGCCCCUCAGGUGGACCAGGCCAACCAGCAGUUUCUCUUCCCUCAGCAGGAGGCCCCCAUGGAAGGCUUUCAGCUAUAAGUCAGCCACCCUUUCCUCUCCAUACCUCCUCUCAUGGAUGGCUCCUUUUUACCACCGUGCCACCCUCCCUGAACCUCCACUAAAUCACCAUGAGGCCACACCCCCUACCCUUUGGAGGAAUGCUAAAAUUGUACCGCUCUCCAGCCUGAAGAUGCCUCGCCCACUUUCAUUGUUUCCAAUCAGUGUACUGACCUCCUGCAGGGCAGACUCUCAUGUUUCCUGGCUGAGGGGAGGGCGCCACACAAACUCCCAUUACAGCUAGAAGAGGAAGUAAUCACCAGUGUGUGAGUCCUCCCUGGCUUCAAAACGCACACCCAGACAUCUUCCUGUCAUUUGACAGCGCUUAGAUUCUCUCAUUGGCGGCAGUGGUGAUUUGUUAGUGUCUUUAUAUACACUUUCAUUUCUUUUCCAACCGGAAAUCUUCUGUUUUCAGGAUUAUCCAUACAGAGUGUGCAGACUGGGGUGCAUGAGCAGAAUCUGCCCAACUCUUCGUGUCACUAUGACUCAGUGCAAUUCAAAAAAUACUUAACAUGAUCCCUUUUUUUUUUUUCUCCUCACCCUUUAUUUAUCUGCCUCCGCCCCUUUUUAUUUUUAAAUUAUUUUAAUUUUUUAGUUUUAUUUUUAGUGCUUGUGAUAUUUUCUUUUGCUUUGCCUGCUCCCAGUCAGUAGGCUUAGGCCUGCUCUCUGCAUAUCUGCUCAAGGUGAGAAGAAAAAAUAAUCUUUAUGGGGUUUAGAGCCACAGAUGUAAACCCCAAAGUUUGUCGCCCUGAGUUGGAUGCCCAAGCUAGGAAGCAUGAUUUGUUUUUGGGUUUUUUUUGUUUGUUUGUUUUUUAAGCGGGUGGCAAGAAGGGUGAAACUUUAUCAAACAGAAGGGCUGUGAAUGUUUUUUUUGUUUGUUUGUUUUUUGUUUUUUCGAAGAGGUUAUGUUAAAACAUCUAGAAAAAAUAUCCAGGUUUUGAGGGUGAAAUAGUUAGAGAUCCAAUGUUCGUAGUGUGCCGUGUUAUUAAUAACAUUUGAAUUAUGAAGUGAUCUAACUAUUAAAAAAGGCAUAGUUGGGGAUUUAGGAGGAGAAGAGCUGUUGGCAGCAAAAGCAGCAAGAAUUAAGAGCCUGGGGACGAUGUCUUGAACCCCAGUGUUAACUGGUUGUUGCUGGCCUGCUAGCCCCCUCCACUUCCCCUGGUGUAUGUGGUAGGGUUUUUGCAUGGUGUUAUAUUACCCUGCCUACAGCCCUGAGCAUCCCUGGCCAAACACUACAAGGAGUCGUUGCUUCUUUGUAAACAGCAUUUGGAGUCGAAAGCAGGAACCGGGCCGGAUUCGGUGCUGUUAACAGUGAUUGUGUAUUGACGGUGGUGGUGUCGUGUAUAGUGGUAGAGUUUAUCUAUAAUCUAUGGCAUUCUAUAUCACUAUAUAUUUUUGAGGAAUGGCAGUGACAUAAUGAUUUUGCAUGGGUUCAUUGUAAUAUGUAUCGAUGUAAAUUGCCUAUUCUCUGCCUGGCAGGGACGGUCUGCACCGCUUCCUCGUGUGUCUAACGACAAAUGGUGUUUAGCCGGGGAUGGAGCUCAAAGAAAUAACAAGCCUAACUGCAACAGAAAUUCAAGUAUAAGUGUAUAUUUGAAUUUUGGUGUAUUUGCAUUAUAUAAAUAUAUAUAUAAAUAUAUUUGCGCACACUUCAUGCACACUUGCAUACACCAGCAGACACACUGUACACACACUGUACACACACCUCACACAGAUGAGUGGCUAGUAGUAACUAAAAUGGUUUCCAUAAUCUUUGGAUUUAAAAAGAACUAAAUUUAAAAGAAUUUGUUUUGAAGUUUUGAUUCUCCAAAAUGUGAACAUAUUGGAUGUUUUUUGUUUUUUACUUAUUAUUUUAUAUUUAAAAAAAAUCCUGCUUUUUGGAGCAGAUGAAGGGUUAUUUCCCAAAAUCCUAAGGAUUGCUUUGAAACUGUUUUAGUUGUUUCUAGCCUUGUGACUUCUGAUGGUUAAAGUGAGUCCUGUAAACUCUGACCUGAAGUCGGUUUGACCUCUAACAGAAGCUGGUCUCAGGUCAGCGCUCAGGCUUUGUGGAUGGAGCUGAACUGUGGUUGUGUGAUGUUUGACUUACGGGGCACUCUGUGGGGGAGGGAUCGAUUGACUCAGUGACUAGGUCCCAAUCAGAGUCUGGGAGCCCUCUGUUCUGUGGAUUACUGAAGCAUCUCCAACUUAAGACCAUGAACCUCUACAUUAAGUCUUUGUCAGCGAGAUUAGGAAUAGAUCAGUCUGCUUAAUAGCAAAUAUAUUUUGACAAAAGCAAUUCUUUCUUAUUGGGUAAAAAACAAAUUAAAUUCACAGGCAUAUUUUUCCAUUUUGAAGUGUGUGUUAAUCUUCUGUCUCAGUGGAUGACACCGUCAUGGGAGACUUCUAUUGGUUCAUAGCUUGGGAGGGGUGUUAUGUGGUGUUAGGCACUCUUGGGUGUUGUGAAGUGCAGUGAGAGUUAAAACCUCUCCUAUGUUUGUUGUGUGGUUGCUUACUGUGAGACAGACAUUUGCAGUCGGUCGGUAUCCGUCAUUACUUUUAGAGGAAUUAAUCCUUGUUGGGAAAUUUUUGUUGCAGGCUGACAAGCUGUAAUUGACUCCACCUGCGCUGUUAUCUCUCUUGCUACUGCGCUACAUUUUGUACUCCGGACCUUCGCCCUCACACACGACUACAGACUGAACUCUGGUGACAGAAAAAAUCACGAGAGAGAGUUUUUCAAGGCAAAAAAUGCCACACACAGAAAAUUCUUUACGAUUUAUCAUGAAUGAAUACUGAACAAAUAAAGUCUGUUGUUGUGAUGCACAACCUUUCACCAGACCAGCACAUUUUAACCGGGUGUUGCUGCACAGACAGAUCGGCAAUUUCACUUUCAGGAUUGUUCCACUCUGACUUCCAGCGUAGAUCGGCAGUAGAGCACGUGAUGGUGACAAGAUUUUUGUGUUUGCACGUUGGGUUUGCAGUGUUGUCCACAGAACGCGUGUCCUCCCAGUAGAUGUAAAAGGUUGAAUCAAGAGUUAUAUGAGGAUCAAGAACUUGCUUCUACACUCCUCAUGUGUAGGGGCAGCAUUUACGACUGAAGUCUUUGAUUUGAUGGCCAAGUCUGUGCUUGGCCAGCAGAUGAUAACAGAAUUUGCAGUUUUUAAAAAUAUUAAUAAAUAAAUCAGUGAAUCAACCGGGGGGGGGAUAAAGUGUAAAAUAAAAAUGCACUCCUAUUCACAAAAGUGCCAAUCCGACCAACAAAGACUAGAGGUUCUUAUGUAUCUGUCUUUGACUUAAACAUUUGUUUUUCUUUAUAUCUUUUAUUUACUUGAAUGUUGCACAUGUUUUUUUGUGCAAAAACAUUGCUGCUCUAUUUUUCUUAUCUUUAAAGUUACAUGAUUUCCCAUGGUUUGUUUGGAUAAGUGGCAUUCUUUACUGUGGGCGCCUAUAAAAAGGAAAAAAAAAAAAAAAGGAAUUUAAUUAAAGAAAGCCAAUUGUCCUCUGUCGGGGGGGUAAAGGACUAAACGAACGAAUCAAACUGGUCUUUUCCAGCUGCUGUCCAUUGGUGUGAUGGUCCCCUCUGUAACAGUCUUCUAAUAGUUUUCACUGUGCACAGAUGAGCAGUGGGUUCAUAUUCAUGAUGUCACGACCUGCAGCCAGUCGCCCUCUGCAAAAAAAAAAAAAAAAAAAAAUUCUGCACUGAUACAAACUUUGUAAUGAUGUGGCACAUAAUGCAAAUAAUGGAAUCCUAAGCAGCUGUCAGGGCAGACAGAUGCAGGUACUGACCUAACUGUCCACGUUAGUUUACCAAAGUUUUGUCCUCAAGAAGGCUGAAAAAUUUCCUUGAUGUUUAGUUUGUAUGACUUUAUGUGAUUGGCUUGUGUCGACCCGGUCAGAAUGACUGACAGAUUCCUUCAGGCCGUUUAAACCUUGCCUCUCUUCAUUAGAAGCCGCACUAGAUGGCAUGCUCUCUCACUCCUGAGUUUUCUUUUCUCUUAAAUUCAGGCGCUCUUUAAGGAGUUGGAAAAAUGUGCAGAUUAAUCCAGAAGACUGCAAUAAAACAUUGUCCAAAAAAAAAGAAAAUCAGCCACCCCGAGAGGCAAAGGCCCACCUACAGGAAGAGCAGCUCUCACAGGUGACACUCCUUCCACUGGGUGGAGCGAACACAGGCUACUACUUGACAUUUUUCUAAGAUAAAAACAAAAGAAGUUUAAAUAAAUCUGGGAUUCAGAAAUAGUACAAUGAUUUACAUUAAAAGUAUUAUAAUUUAAACUAUAUGUAUGUUCUGAUACAUUGACAGGGAUUCAGAUGUAAUUCUAAUCACUUCUAAGAAGUGGAGAAAAAGCCUCAUUAGAACAUGUCACACGAAAAAAAAAAAAAAAAAUAGGUGGUGAGGAUACAAGCUUCUCUUUUUUGUUUUUGCUUUUCUUGAUCUUUUUCCUGAUCAGGAUAUUCUGGGCUAUAUUUUUGGAUAAAUGUGUUUAAAGUUCCUCGUCAGGCUGCGUGAUCAGGAAUCUUGUAAUCUAUCGGGGAUUGAACAGAAAUCACUAAAAAUCACAAAUCUGACGUGUCUUCCGUCCUAGGAGCUGUUGGUGUCUUUAUCAAAAUCUAAAGCAACGUCUACGCUACAAAUGUUUACAAUGCUUCGUGUUUGUAAUAAUACUUUUCAUAUGCCAUCACUGACCAGUCGUGCUUCUGCUCUGGUCCUCUCAUUUCUUUUACACGUAUUUAUUUUCUCUAUUCUUGUUUAUGGUUUUUCAUUUGCUCCAAACGACCCAUCUUUAAACUGUGACUCGACUUGACUUUUACCGACGGUAUGAAUGAGCGACGAGAAACUAGUACACUUCAAAACUGAACAUGACACACAAACAUGAACAUGAAGAAAAGAUGCAUACAGGAAAUGGCAACAAUAUAAAAAAUGUAAAGAAAUCAUAGAGUUAAAAAAAAACUGUUCAGUGGAAAUAUUGUACAAAUCCAAUAAAGUUAUGUUGCAACCCUUUAA